AUGAGUCGAUGCUGUGAGGGAGAGCUGGGUCCUUGUGUUGCUUAUCCCCAUCAACUGACUGGUUUCUGGGUUUUGCUGUUCACCAGGCAUUCCAGGCAUAGGAACUACAAGGCUGAAUUUGCAUCAUGCCGGUUGGAGGCUGUACCGCUGGAGUUUGGGGACUAUCACCCACUGAAGCCCAUAACUGUCACAGAGUCAAAGACAAAGAAAGUGAGCCGGAAAGGAAGCACGUCUUCCACGUCCUCCUCUUCCUCCAGCUCCGUGGUGGACCCGCUGAGCAGUGUCUUGGAUGGGACCGACCCCCUCUCCAUGUUCGCAGCCACUGCUGACCCCGCAGCCACGGCGGCUGCCACGGACAGUUCCAGAAAGAAACGUGAGAGAGAGGAUAACUCCAUCGUAGGAUCCGAUUUUGAGCCUUGGGCCAGCAAGCGAGGAGAAAUCCUUGCCCGGUACACUACCACAGAAAAGCUCUCCAUCAAUCUGUUUAUGGGAUCAGAAAAAGGCAAAGCCGGGACCGCCACAUCCGCCAUGUCGGAGAAGGUUCGGACCAGGCUGGAGGAGCUGGAUGACUUUGAGGAGGGAUCCCAAAAGGAGCUAUUGAAUUUGACUCAGCAGGAUUACGUGAACCGCAUAGAGGAGCUCAACCAGUCUCUGAAAGACGCCUGGGCCUCAGACCAGAAAGUGAAGGCUCUAAAAAUAGUCAUCCAGUGCUCGAAGCUUCUUUCGGACACAAGCGUUAUUCAGUUCUACCCAAGCAAAUUUGUCCUCAUCACCGACAUCCUUGAUACAUUUGGAAAGCUGGUGUACGAGCGCAUCUUCUCCAUGUGUGUGGAUAACCGCAGCGUCUUACCAGAUCACUUCUCUCCAGAGAAUGUAAAUGACACGGCCAAAGAAACGUGCUUAAAUUGGUUUUUCAAGAUCGCUUCCAUCAGGGAACUCAUUCCAAGAUUUUAUGUGGAAGCAUCCAUUCUGAAGUGUAACAAGUUCCUCUCCAAAACGGGGAUUUCGGAAUGUCUGCCCCGAUUGACAUGCAUGAUUCGAGGGAUCGGGGACCCACUGGUGUCGGUGUAUGCCCGGGCCUACCUCUGCCGGGUGGGAAUGGAAGUGGCUCCACAUCUCAAAGAAAGCCUAAAUAAGAACUUUUUUGACUUCCUCCUCACUUUCAAACAGAUUCAUGGGGAUACGGUCCAGAACCAGCUGGUGGUCCAGGGAGUGGAGCUUCCAUCCUACCUCCCCUUGUACUCGCCUGCCAUGGACUGGAUCUUUCAGUGCAUUUCCUACCACUCCCCCGAGACUCUGCUAACUGAGAUGAUGGAGAGAUGCAAGAAACUAGGGAACAAUGCCUUGCUGUUGAAUUCCGUGAUGUCAGCUUUCCGGGCCGAGUUCAUUGCCACAAGGUCCAUGGAUUUCAUCGGCAUGAUUAAAGAGUGUGAUGAGUCCGGUUUCCCCAAGCAUCUCCUUUUUCGCUCCUUGGGCUUAAACUUGGCCUUGGCUGAUCCUCCUGAGGGUGACCGACUUCAGAUUCUCAACGAAGCUUGGAAAGUUAUCACUAAAUUGAAGAAUCCACAGGACUACGUUAACUGUGCUGAAGUGUGGGUAGAGUACACCUGCAAGCAUUUCACGAAACGAGAGGUGAGCACUGUCUUGGCUGAUGUCAUCAAGCACAUGACUCCGGACCGCGCCUUUGAGGACUCCUACCCUCAGCUUCAGUCAAUAAUUAAGAAAGUGAUCGCCCACUUCCAUGACUUCUCAGUUCUUUUCUCAGUGGAAAAAUUUCUGCCAUUUCUGGACAUGUUCCAAAAGGAGAGUGUGCGGGUGGAGGUUUGCAAAUGCAUCAUGGAAGUUUUUAUCAAGCAUCAGCAAGAGCCCACCAAGGACCCCGUCAUUCUGAACGCCCUUUUGCACGUUUGCAAGACCAUGCAUGACUCUGUGAAUGCACUCACUCUUGAGGAUGAGAAAAGAAUGCUGGCGUAUUUGAUUAAUGGAUUUAUAAAAAUGGUUUCCUUUGGCCGUGAUUUUGAACAACAGCUAAGUUUUUACGUUGAGGCCAGGUCGAUGUUUUGCAAUCUGGAACCCGUUCUUGUGCAAUUGAUUCACAGUGUGAACCGGUUGGCAAUGGAAACAAGAAAAGUCAUGAAAGGAAAUCAUUCCAGAAAGACGGCUGCAUUUGUCCGGGCCUGUGUUGCCUACUGCUUCAUUACCAUUCCCUCCCUGGUGGGGAUCUUCGCCCGCCUCAAUCUCUACCUGCAUUCUGGCCAGGUGGCCUUGGCCAACCAGUGCCUCUCCCAAGCUGAUGCCUUUUUCAAAGCCGCUAUAAGCCUCAUUCCGGAGGUUCCAAAGAUGAUUAAUAUUGACGGAAAGAUGCGGCCGUCGGAAUCAUUCCUUCUGGAAUUCCUCUGCAACUUCUUUUCUACUUUAUUAAUAGUUCCGGAUCAUCCUGAACACGGGGUCCUGUCUCUCGUUCGAGAGCUUCUCGGUGUGAUCCAGGACUACACCUGGGAGGACAACAGUGAUGAUAAAGUCCGCAUCUACACCUGCGUCCUGCACCUCCUGUCCGCCAUGAGCCAGGAGACCUAUCUCUACCACGUAGACAAAGUCGACUCCAACGACAGCCUGUACGGGGGAGACUCCAAGUUUCUGGCUGAAAACAACAAGCUGUGUGAGACGGUGAUGGCUCAGAUCCUGGAGCAUCUGAAAACCCUGGCCAAGGACGAGGCCCUGAAGCGCCAGAGCUCGUUGGGCCUUUCCUUCUUCAACAGCAUCUUGGCCCAUGGGGACCUGCGCAACAACAGGCUCAACCAGCUCUCCGUCAACCUGUGGCACCUGGCCCAGAGGCAUGGCUGUGCGGACACCAGGACCAUGGUGAAGACUCUGGAAUACAUCAAGAAGCGAAGCAGACAGCCAGAUAUGGGUCAUCUGACUGAGCUGGCCCUCAGGCUCCCUCUGCAAACGAGGACCUGACCCCAGGCCCAUGACCAAGGCCAGCGCCUCGGGGCUCUGGUGCCAACUCCAGAAAGACCUGCUUUGAGUUUUUGUUUUUAUUUUAUUUUUACACACAUACAAAUUGGUUUAAGCUUUGGCCUGUACCCAGAUUAUUCUAACGGUGAAGAAGUGGGAAUUGUCAGGGCAUGAAAAUCCAGUCUUGUUCACCCAGCAGCAGCGUCUUAGUGAUUGUUUGCACAAAUGGCCUUCACCUGGGCCUUUAACAAGAAAGAGAAGAAUGCAAGGCACACUUCUUUUCUGGAAGGUGUCUGUUUUGUUAUUGGAAAAAGAACCUCAAAAAGCAGUCCACUUUUAAGGAGCCACUGUUCUCUCUCCCCAUUCUGAGGGCCUCAAGUCCGGAACUGAAUGUUGCCUGAGCCGCCUUGAGGAUUUAUAAAAGGCAGAUGGCUCAAGUCACUCCUUUUGCUACCAGAAGCAGCUCUUGACUGGACUUAGAUGUUGGUGGGUUGAAGGAGAAAGCAAGGUCGAGUGUCAGAUCGUGAGUCCCUGUGAACAGACCUCCUGAAGGCACAUUUUGUGCCGGACUGUUCAGUAAUGCCUUCUGACUCUCUCCAUCCAGGGGAGAACAUGUCUAAACAUAUCGCCCGGUUUGCUUUGCACCAUAAUUCUAAACCGCGUGUGACUGUCUACUUUCUUACCACCAGUCUGGUGGGGCCUGGAAUCAGACUCUUGUUACCGCUGACGGGCUUCCACUGAAUCAGUGAGAGCGUUAAUACUGACCGGUGGCGACUGACAGCCUGGAGCCCCUUGCUCAGGAAAAUGCCUCCAAAUUGUGGAUAAAAAUGCCCCCAAACUCUUGUACCUUCAGAAGGCAGACCCUGGACAUGGAUUACAUUUCCUCCUUACCGUGAGAUGCACCAUUCCAGUUCACGUAAUCUCAGUAAAAGUGGCGAAAAUAAUUUUUAAAAAUAAAGCUAUAUAAACUCACGUUCUAACUGAAUAGUUUAGGACCAAGAAUAUGCUAUGGAUUUUCUGGCCACCUUAAUAGGGGGCUCCCUCCCCCCAGGGUUCUGUUGAGCAAAUGCCUCCGUUAACGAACAGCAGGUACUCAGAACGCCCCUCCCUCCCCUUUACUGAACAGCACGCACAGAAAUGCAGAAGGCUUGGUAGCAUUGCUCAAAUACUCCUAAGUGGCCUUUAUGUCACAAAAUUAUUUCCAUUAAAAUUAGUUCAUAUACCA
Equus caballus (horse) is the source of this 4183-nucleotide messenger RNA. NCBI's taxonomy places the organism in Eukaryota, Metazoa, Chordata, Mammalia, Perissodactyla, Equidae. The record is from RefSeq and is a predicted model, not a curated record.